Messenger RNA from Paramacrobiotus metropolitanus, 2219 nucleotides. RefSeq names its product serine beta-lactamase-like protein LACTB, mitochondrial. NCBI's taxonomy places the organism in Eukaryota, Metazoa, Tardigrada, Eutardigrada, Parachela, Macrobiotidae. Bases 334 to 1980 code for a protein of 548 amino acids. The record is from RefSeq and is a predicted model, not a curated record. The transcript is spliced from 4 exons.
UGUACACUAGUACUAUUUCGUGAUUGAAAAACGGCGCUAAUAAAAAAUGAACUGUAAAAAUAUGAUAUGAACAUACUGUAUGUAAUUAAUGGUGCAGUGUAAAAACAACUAUGCACUUGUACGAGUUUUUAUAACUAUUACAGCAACUGCCAUGGUGCAGAGACGAAGAAUCCAUAAUUACAGUAUGGUGUUCCAGACGUUCAUGAUUGCAUCUUUUCAUUCUCUUGCUAAGUUUUGCAGUUUCGGUGCAUCAGUCCAUCAGCAAACUUGCAUUUGCUGCUAAUCCUGUUGUUGUUGGUGAGGUAAAUUUUGUAUUUGGAGACUUAUUCCAGAAUGUCUUCUUUUGCCACAAAAUCCCUAACAACUGCAGCUACUGCAUUCGCAGCUUAUUCCUUGGUGAGUCGAAUGCAAAAGAAGAAGAUUCUGAAUGCAGACACCGCGUUCGUCAGGAACUACGAUGUCAGCGAUUUCGCCGUCGCGCGACUCCAUUUGGUGAAUAAUUUCUGGCUUCCCGAUCCGCAUUCACCGCCAAUGGUCGCUGCUCCGGCUCCGCCACCUCCUUUUCCGCACUUACUGGGUCCGAACGUUAUGAAUAACAAUUUGGAUACCAAUGUCAGUCUUGUGGAUGCGACGCCCGUUACAGAUUACAGUGAAGAUGAAAUGGAUUGGGUCGGCAUUGGACCAUCUGCUGUUGGCGCCGUGGGAUCCGUAUUAUUCCAUCAUGGUUACAACAGAAAGCUGUCCCUGCAGGAAGCCGUGCGUCGAUCGCGCGGAUUAUUGCAGCGGCAUAGGGAAGAGAUUGGCGAUCCUGGAAUGGUUGUAGGGGUUAGUAUUGACGGGCGCGUCGUGUGGACGGAGGGACUGGGAUAUGCUGAUUUCGAGAAUCGAGUGCCGUGCCAUGCGCAAACUGUCAUGCGGAUUGCCAGCAUAGGCAAGGCCGUAUCUAUGACUAUUAUUGCAAAAUUGUGGGAAGAAGGGAAGCUGGAUUUAGAUAAACCGAUCCAGGAAUAUGUGCCUGAUUUUCCUUUCAAAGAGUUUAAUGGAAAACCGGUCACCAUUACCUGUCGACAACUGGUUUCACAUCUCGGCGGCAUACGGCAUUAUUCGAAGAUCAAAAAGCCUGAUGCAACAACAGACGACACGGCUUCGUUAUUGAAAAACGAAAAGGAUAUUCCAGUGAAACAGCCUGUACUUGCUAGAUACAACGAAUUUGAAGAAAAGGAAUACUACAUUAAAGAGCACUAUAAGACCAUAAACGAGUCCUUGAACAUUUUUAAAGAUGACCCUUUAUUAAACGAACCGGGUGAGGAGUACCUGUAUACAACUCACGGUUGGACAUUAUUGUGUGCCGUGAUAGAAGCGGUUACUAAACGGAAGAUAACGGAUUGCCUGAAGGAUCUCUUCCGGGAUCUGGACAUGCAGAAUACAUAUUUGGAUGAGCACGAACCAAUUGUCUAUUAUCGAUCUCGAAACUAUCGGAGAGACAAAAGUGGCCGAUUGCAGAACGCUCCAUACGUCGACAACUCUUACAAAUGGGCUGGUGGAGGCUUACUCUCCACUGUGACAGAUCUUCUGAAAUUUGCUCAUGUUUUGAUUUAUUCUUUCCAAUGGAAGGAAGGUCUUCCGGUGGGAUAUCUGAAACCAGCGACUCUGCAGAAUAUGUGGACGCUGGUUGAUAAAACGAAAAAGAACCAAUAUGCUGAAGGUGGUUACGGAAUGGGGUGGUGUGUAGUACCGGAAAAGCGAUUCGGUGCAUGGUGCUUCCGCCAGCCACACGUGGCCUACCACACCGGCGGAGCUAUUGGAGCCAGUUCGGUACUGACAAUUAUCCCACGAGAAAGGAAGGAUGAGGAAGGUCAUGAAGCACCGCCGCGUGGAAUAGCCGUAACCCUUAUCGCUAACCUGGAACGAGCGGCAUUGUAUAGGAAAUCCGUCGAGGUUGCUCAAUUAUUUGACCAAGUCGAUGUAUCUUCGCUAUGAUUCAAGCGGCUUUAGUGUCUUAAAGAUUUUAAAAGAAUAUUUCUUAAUUCAUGCACAGUUGAGCAAAGGAUUUAAUAAUUGACAUGUACAAUGCUUUUUUAGUUUUAAUUCAUCAGAAAGCGUGCAAAUGCAGUUUCCUGUACAGCAGUAUUCUCGCCUAAAAGGAUGCGCAGCUGUAAUGAUCUUUCUGUUGUAUUAAAGAUGACACUUCGUAGUUUAUUUAACUCCAGAAUGAAGAA